Molecule: messenger RNA, 759 nt
Organism: Emiliania huxleyi CCMP1516
Lineage: Eukaryota; Haptophyta; Isochrysidales; Noelaerhabdaceae
Exons: 4
Source: RefSeq, a predicted model, not a curated record
AUGACGGUGUGUCGCUCCAGCUGCUCCGUCGACUGCAAAUCGUACGACCUGCCUCUCGGCGUCUGCUACUCACCACCUCUGCUCUUCCCGGGCGACCCGCAGUGGGGAGCGGGCGACGUACUCGACCAAUGCGACGCGGCCGCCGGCAUCCUCACUCGCACCCUCUACUCCUCCUCGGGCGGAACCUGCCGCGGCGGCGGCAGCCCGGUGCAGGUGCCGCUGGACGUCUGCGUGGGGCCGUUUGGACCGCCUCGACCGUCCGGCUCAUUCCAGUGCCUCGACACCCCUGGCGGCGGAGCAACGCGCGCAGGCGGCGGCGUCGCCCGCCCGCUGGGGGGUGGGUUCGGGUACCGUGGGGUGGGGGAGGGUGGGUUCGGGUACCGUGGGGUGGGGGAGGGUGAACGCACCCGCCCGCUGGACUCGCGGAACGUCCACGGCCGUCUCGAGCCGCCGACCGCUGCUCGGGCAAGCGUAGACGCAGCAGUGGUCGGCGAUGCAUUCCGUGUCGGUGCUGCAUUCCCUCAAGACGUGGCAGCUGCCGCCGAGAGGGACGGCGGCGGCGGCGCUCCGGCAGCCGGUGCAGUCGCACCCCACGAAGCAGAGCAGCGCGUCGGCGCGACGUGGCGGACGCCUCUCCCGCCCCCGCCCCGGCCGCCCAUGCUGCUGGUGCUCCUCGUGGCCGUUGCUUUGGCCGCCAAGCGCUACGUGCGCCGACACGCCGCCGCGGUAGUAGCCGAUGCGGCGUUUGCCGCCGACGAC